AUGUCUGCCGUGGGAUCUCUCGUCUUCUGCACAGAAUGUGGCAAUCUACUUGAUAUCUCUACUGGAAACACCAAGAAUAUAUUGAUUUGCGACUGCUGCGGAGCAGAAAACAAAGAUAAUGCCUCCAAGACAAUCGUAACAAAGUCGAAUCCCUCCUCAUUCCCUUCGGCGCUACGGGCGAAACGGUCCAUUUUCCAAAAGGUCGAACGAGACGAUCUGGAAAACACCCAAAAAGCCCAAGAAACCUGUACGGCAUGCGGCAGAACUGAGGUUACGUUCGUAUCAGUACAAUUGCGGAGUGCAGAUGAAGGCAGCACGAUUUUCUAUACGUGUGACUGUGGGAAUAAGUGGAAUACGAAUAACUGA
Molecule: messenger RNA, 366 nt
Organism: Venustampulla echinocandica
Lineage: Eukaryota; Fungi; Ascomycota; Leotiomycetes; Helotiales; Pleuroascaceae
Product: DNA-directed RNA polymerase subunit
Exons: 3
Coding region: 1-366 (121 amino acids)
Biological process (GO): DNA-templated transcription; termination of RNA polymerase I transcription
Cellular component (GO): RNA polymerase I complex
Molecular function (GO): DNA-directed RNA polymerase activity; nucleic acid binding; zinc ion binding
Source: RefSeq, a predicted model, not a curated record